UUCAGCGCUGGACUGUAGCGUAACGCUAGCGUAAACCUUCGAUUACAUAUCUGCAGUGGCGACUUGAACAAACUGCUUCAAAAUAUGACAUGAAGAUAAGUGUAAUUUUAGUCAUACUGAUACGCACUGCAAAUGAGCGGUUGUGACUGUGUAGGGUUUUGUGCUGCCUCUUUCUUGCUCGUAUCAGCCUUCAGGCACUUUCAAACUCCGAUUGCAAUUCCUUUUGAAGCGCGUUCACUGUCUCUUUCAAAAGCGCAGUCGCUUAUUUCCCUCCUAUGCACGCGCUUACCGACUGAGUAUGCUUGCAUCCCAGGCGUAAACUAAUGGAAAGACGGAGAACGCAAUGAUGGCGACCGCCGCGGAGGAAAUUUGCCACAGCAGUCCCAAUUCUGAAAAUUACAUCACGUCAGUAUCUUUUAAAAUCACAAGGAAAAACCAGGACAGACCCUGGACAUUGAGGUUUAUUUACCUGCAGUGCUAUUUCAUAUCAGUUGCAACUAUUCUGGGAACUGGGAUUUUAGGUCUCCCAGUCACAAUUGCACAAGCUGGGUUGCUCCCUUUCCUGGUCUCCUUUGUCAUUGGUUUCUUCAUACAGGGCCUGCUUAUAUACCUGUUUGUUGACUUGCUUCAGAGAUGCAGAGUUGUACAAAUGGAGUCUUUAAAGUCCUCAGAGACGGAGAGAAUUCUAAUGCAGGAUGUUGGGUUGGAGGAGCCUGCUCCCACUAAUAUAGAGAUGGAGGAGGAUGAGGAAGAUGGGGAAGAACCAGACAGGGAUCUUCUUCAGAGGGACACAUCUGUAAGCAACCUGGAGGGGUUGUUAGGACCCAGUCUUCACAGCUUGGGAGUUCUCUUCCUCAACAAGUAUAUGAGUCAUGCCUUCAACUUCAUCCUGCUCUUUCAGUUCAUAUCUGUCGGGAUCAGCUACGCCCUGGCAGGCAGCGAGGCCUAUGCUGAGCUUCUCCAUGUGAGGCAUAUUUAUGUUAUUCCUGUGUUCACCUGGAUACUUUCUCUGGGAAUUCUCCUGGCUCAGAUUGUGAUUCAGCCAAUCACAUCAUUGCUGACCCUCCUCAAAGGGACUCUGCUAAUUGUCACGGUGGCUGUGACAUUCACCGUGGGUUCAGAAGUUCACCAAGAGAUGACAAAUGACUUCUCUCAAAUAGGAAAACCUUUUCUGAUGGGCACCGUAGCGCUGGGUGGGAUUGUCAAUGUGAUGCCGUUCCUCUUCUCUGAAAUCUCCCAUAACAAAUCACAGAUCAUGUGGUUCAGAAGAGUUGUACUGGGAGGACUUGUCACAUGCACUGUUUUAAAUAUUUUAUGGUGCUGGGCAGUGCUGGAAAUCGUUCCCCAGAUGUCCGUUAAAAAAGUCUUAGAAGAUGGAAUCUCAAAUAACAGCGGCAUCUUCACAGAGACCUCUCCGCCGGCAUACACAUUUGUCUACUCCAACAUCUCCCUGGAGGAGUCAGAGAGAGUGGGAGAGAUAGCAACUAUCCCACUUACAAAGAUCAUUAAUCAGAAGCACAGGCACUUCUCCUGGGUGGUGAAAUUGAUACAGAUUUUUAUUGCCAUCAGUAUAACAGUGUCUUUUCUGGUGAUGGGAUCUGCAAUGAAACAUACAAUUGAUGGUUUAGUGAAUGCCCUCUUGGAUGGGAAUGCCGAGGGCAUGUGUAGAAACAGUGGGAAGAGUUUGCCUCGCUUCCUUCAGAGGUGUAACUCAAGAAGAUUAGUCAAUGGAUUCAUGUCUCUCCUGGCAUUUGGACUCAUUUUUCUUGUAGCAUCCUGCGAUCCAAAGGGAUUUGUGGUGAUGCUGGAUAAAGUGGUAUCUUUCUCCCUGAACACCGAAAUGGGUUUGUUCAUUUUCCUAAUGAUGCGGACGUCCAGGUCAGAGCCAUUCAGACACCUUUCUGUGCCUCUGCCUAUGGGGGAGAGACUCUUCCGGCUGCACUGGGUCCUGCCUCUGUACUUCCUCUUCGCCGUGGGGUAUGACGUCUUCACUAGCCUGAUGGAAGUAGCAGAAAGCUUUAUCCAAACCCAGUCCCAGUCAACCAACUCGUCCCUCCACUGAGACCCAGGACUCACUGACAUAAUGGUAUGGUCACUGGUGCUGCUCAACAUUUGUACAUUCUCUUUCUGUACAAUGUGAAACAUUACCGCUUCCCUUUUAAUAUUGUACAUCACUUAGGUUAAAGUGAGCAUUUAGACUAAGGGUCCAACAUGCUAAAUUCCCCCAGAGGAAAAAAAAAAAAUGAAGUUCUUGAAUAUUGAAUUGAAUAUGCAAGCACUCAUGAUAACACUUUAUACAGUGGAAAAAAUAAUUUUCACUUGCAUGGUUUAUGCUGCAAUACUCAUCACACUUUGUCAGUAGUCUGAUUUUUAAGUUGACCACCUGCAAUCUUGUUAAUAUGUAGCUACUUCAUGAUCAUAGCAGUUUAACCUGUUUUAUAGGGCAAUAUCUGGGUGUGCUUCCAGGCACUAAUCAUGAGAGUUUAUAGCCCUUUCAAGGACUGCAUAUCAUUUGUGCUCUAGAUUCGGUACUUGCAGUAGUAUGACUGACAAGUUUAUAAUGUUGUAUAUGAGCAUAAUCUUUGCAUUGGUAGACUGAUAUUCUUACUUUAGAACAGUAUGUGUGCCAGCUCAGAUGCAGUUUAUGGAAGAUUAUUCCUUUUCAGAACUGCAACUUUCUGUAUAUAACUGUGCUGCUUAAAUUCCCACCUUCUGAAGAUCUUUGUAUCCGACAAUUGGGUCUCAAGUUUUACUGAAAAUGUUUUUUGAGAUCUAACAACCAUGGAAAAAGUUGGUGAGCAAAUGAACAGUGGGCGAUGGUGUAGCGCAGAGGUCAAGAAAGUAGGCUUGAAGGUUUCAGAGCUAUUCCCAGGUGGUGUGGUUUCAUCGCACCCUAGAGCAAAGAGCUUAACCUGGAUUGUUACAGCACAUCAAGCUAAAUGUAAAAAAAGUAAGCUAUGUAUGCUGAAUAACUUGCCUUUGCCAGUUGAAUAUAAAAUGACU
Molecule: messenger RNA, 3003 nt
Organism: Megalops cyprinoides (Indo-Pacific tarpon)
Lineage: Eukaryota; Metazoa; Chordata; Actinopteri; Elopiformes; Megalopidae
Exons: 18
Coding region: 344-2062 (572 amino acids)
Source: RefSeq, a predicted model, not a curated record